AUGCAGAAGCGGGACGGCAGGGAAAACCGCGGCGACAAGGAGCUCGGGGCGCGCAGCUCCGAGCGCGACCAGGAGGUCGCCAAACGGACCUCCAGGGGCAGCGGUAACGCCGCCCGGUCGAACGUGCACUCGUCCCGGCACAGCGUCACCUCGUCGUCCGGCGUGCUCAUGGUCGGCCCGAACUUCCGGGUUGGCAAGAAAAUUGGCUGUGGAAACUUCGGGGAGCUUCGUCUCGGGAAGAACCUGUACAAUAAUGAGCACGUAGCAAUUAAAAUGGAACCAAUGAAGUCAAAGGCACCACAGCUACAUUUAGAAUAUAGGUUUUACAAAUUAUUAGGUACACAUGAGGGUAUACCGGAGGUGUACUACUUCGGCCCGUGCGGGAAGUACAACGCCCUGGUGAUGGAACUCCUCGGUCCGAGCCUCGAGGACCUCUUCGACCUCUGCGGGAGGAGGUUCACCCUCAAGACCGUUCUCAACAUUGCCACACAGCUCCUCCAUAGGAUAGAAUACGUUCAUAGUCGGCAUUUGAUAUACCGCGACAUCAAGCCGGAAAAUUUUCUGAUAGGACGAUCCACUACCAAGCGGGAAAAAAUCAUUCACAUAAUCGAUUUUGGACUAGCCAAAGAGUAUAUAGACCUGGAGACGAACAAGCAUAUACCGUAUCGGGAACACAAGAGUCUCACCGGCACGGCGCGUUACAUGAGCAUUAACACGCAUCUUGGCAAAGAGCAGAGCAGAAGAGACGACCUGGAGGCGUUGGGCCACAUGUUCAUGUACUUCCUGCGUGGCAGCCUGCCAUGGCAAGGACUCAAGGCCGACACGCUGAAGGAGCGCUACCAAAAGAUCGGCGACACGAAACGGGCGACGCCGAUCGAGGUACUUUGCGACGGCCAUCCCGAGGAGAUGGCCACGUAUCUGCGCUACGUACGCAGGCUGGACUUCUUCGAGACGCCGGACUACGAGUAUUUGAGGAAGCUCUUCCACGAUCUGUACGAGAGACGUGGCUUCGUCAACGACGGCGAAUUUGACUGGACCGGCAAGACUAUGUCCACGCCCGUCGGAUCCCUCCAAACCGGCCAGGAGAUCGUCGUAUCACCGAAUCGCGAUCGGCAUCCCGCCGCUUACAAGGAUGUGGCAGGUGGAGGGGUGGGAGGUGGGGGCGGUAAGGGGGUGGGAGCCACGUGGCCAGAUACUGUGAAGCAAUCAGGAGCCGGUGGUACAUUGACACCUGCUGACAGGCACGGUUCUGUACAGGUGGUAUCGUCAACUAAUGGAGAACUGGCUAACGAUGACCCGACCGCUGGCCACUCCAACACACCAAUCACAGCACCUCAGGAAGUGGACAUGAUCGACGAAACCAAAUGCUGUUGCUUCUUCAAGCGCAAGAAGAAGAAAAGUGGAAGGCAGAAAUGACUGUCCGUUAC
Molecule: messenger RNA, 1427 nt
Organism: Wasmannia auropunctata (little fire ant)
Lineage: Eukaryota; Metazoa; Arthropoda; Insecta; Hymenoptera; Formicidae
Gene: gish
Product: casein kinase I isoform gamma-3
Exons: 10
Coding region: 1-1416 (471 amino acids)
Biological process (GO): endocytosis; positive regulation of canonical Wnt signaling pathway; signal transduction
Cellular component (GO): cytoplasm; plasma membrane; nucleus
Molecular function (GO): ATP binding; protein serine/threonine kinase activity
Source: RefSeq, a predicted model, not a curated record